Monopterus albus (swamp eel) is the source of this 977-nucleotide messenger RNA. Its product is annotated as sperm acrosome membrane-associated protein 4-like. The record is from RefSeq and is a predicted model, not a curated record. Gene Ontology annotation, cellular component: membrane. The coding region runs from base 103 to 621 and encodes 172 amino acids. The transcript has 3 exons. Gene Ontology annotation, biological process: sperm-egg recognition. NCBI's taxonomy places the organism in Eukaryota, Metazoa, Chordata, Actinopteri, Synbranchiformes, Synbranchidae.
UACAAACUAUAGAGGUGAUGUCAUUCAGGUGUAUCUUUCAUCUAUUAAAUUCCUCCACCACUGACUCUUUGGCCAAACCCCUCCUCCUGUGACACUAUAUAAAUGUCACGUCACCAAACAGAGUCAUCAUUCUUUACUACACGCAGCAUCCAAGAAGCUCCCAGACUUUCUGUGAGAGGGUUUUUAUUUUUUGUCUUUGAGACAGAAGAAUCAAGCCAACACAUCAAGAUGGGCAAGAUCCUGCUUGGAAUCAUUGCACUUGUUGCAUCUGUCAUGCUGGUGGACUCCCUGACCUGCAACCAGUGUGCCAUUGCUGCGUUUGGCUACUGCCCUUUUUCUUCAAGUGUGACCUGCGCGGCUAACACCUCCUGCUAUACUGCAUCAAUAAAAUUUACUAAGAUCUCCGUGGGAAUCACCAACCAGGGCUGCACGGACAGCACCAUUAACUGCAACACAACCACCAACUCCACCCUAGCAGGUCUCAGCUACACUACCACAACCACUUGCUGCUCAACAGAUAACUGCAACCCUGCAACCGCAGGCGCCCCGUCUGCAAAGAUGACCCUUACCAGUGCCAUUGGUGUAGCCGCUCUGGCUUUCAUGUGGGGAAGCAUGGUGUAAAAUGUCUCAAGGGAAAUCACAGUAACAACUAGUUGCUCCUAAAAUCCAAACAAGAUCAAAAGCACUGUCCAAAAUAAACUUUUUGGACCUUGUGAGUUUAGAAGUAUGAUUGUUAAGUGUCACUCUUUAUUUUUCUUCUCAUGUUAGGGUUCAGAUUUAUAAUGACAAGUUCAAUAAAACACAAAGCUUAGAUGUCUACAUUAUGGAAGUUGAACAAUGGGAUGUUUCAGAGAAACAUUGAGUUCUUAAAUCUUCUAUGCUGCUGUUUUACUUUGUAUUUCUUUUAAUCAAAAUGCAUUUAUUCUUUAACUAUUUUGUGUCUUGCUGGACUUAAAAAUAAAGAAAAUCUAAAAACA